AUGGGAAACCAAAUUGCACACAUACCAAAUCAAAUUCUUAACGUUGAAACCUAUUUCAAUGACUUAAGUGGAUAUAAUUAUCUUAAAAAUUUGGGCGUUACUCGCUUUUUAAAAGUAGCUCAAGCACAAACAAGCAAUGGAACGUGUGUGCUUAAAAUUUUCCAAAUUGUUGACCAAUCGCUUCCAUAUGAUCAAUACAAAGCACAGAUUCAAGAAAUCUAUUCAACUCUUCACGAUAAAGAGUCAUCACCCUCGCCAUUAAAAAACUGUUUACCAUUUCAAAUUGUUACCAAAAAUGAUCGCUCAAUAAUUUUAGCACGGCCAUAUAUAAAAGAUAACUUGUUCUAUCGUUUACAAACACGACCUUAUUUGACACGUAUCGAGAAAAAAUGGAUUGCCUAUCAGCUAUUAAUUGCACUUAAACAUAUUCACAGCGUUAAUAUUGCACAUGGAGAUUUAAAAAUAGAAAAUAUUUUAUUAACAAGUUAUAAUUGGAUUUUACUAAGCGAUUUUGCUAAUUUUAAACCAACAUUUUUUGCUUAUGAGGAUCCAGCUGAGUAUUAUUAUUAUUUCAAUGCAUCACAACGAAAUGUUUGCUAUUUAGCACCCGAACGUUUCUAUGAUCAAUCAAGAAUUAGAAAUGAUAUUAAUAAUGAUACUUUUUCAACAAGUUUUGGCAAAUUGGGUAUUUCAUCAAUGGAUAUUUUUUCACUCGGUUGCAUUUUGGCAGAGUUAUUUACUGAACAACCGUUAUUUACUUUAACACAAAUGCUAGAUUACAGAAAUAAUGCAUAUGAUCCUAUGCCAAUUAUUAAUAAAAUCGCUGAUGUUGAUAUACAAGCUAUGAUUGCCAGUAUGAUUGAUCGUGAUCCUUUGAAACGGCAAACUGCUGAGCAAUAUCUUGAUGAACAAAUAGGCAAAGCAUUUCCAUCUUGUUUUUAUACAUUUCUCUUACCAUAUGUACAAAAAAUUUUAAAAGAAUUUUCAACAGACUUUGUUAUUUAUAAACUUCAUCGUGAUUUUUCAUAUAUAAUUAAUAGUUUAUUGAUUGAAAAUAAUAACCAUUCGAAUGAGAAUUCCAUGGAAAUCGAUGAAGAAAAAAAGCAAGAAUCUUCACAAUGUUUAUUAAUACUUCUUUCGCUUGCUUUAUCAUGUAUGAGAAAAUUAAAUCAUUUACAUUCACGCCUUCUUGCACUCGAACUUUUACGUUUGAUGAUUCCACUUGUUGAUGAUCAAAUUAUACUCGAUCGAAUUUUACCCUAUGUGCAUGCAAUGUUAAAUGAUGAUUUUCAUCGUGUACGAGCUGAUGCUAUUCGAACAGUUGUUUUUGCAAUAUCAUCUGUAAAAAAUAUAAAUCAAGAAAAUGCUGAUCUUUUUAGUGAAUAUCUUUUCCCGACAUUGUCAUCACCACAUUUUCCCGACGAUUGUUAUGUUCGGUCGAAUCUUGCCAAAUAUCUAUCUAUCCUAGCUGAACAUUCAUUAAGAUUUUUAGAAAAGACCUAUCUAAUUGAAGAACGAAAUCAUAUAAUAAAUAAUGAUCAUUUUAAAAACUAUGAAGAUGAAUUAAAAGGUGUUCACACAUGGAUGCAAGGUAAAUUCGGCGAUCUUAUUCAUGGUGAAAAUGAUGAUCCAAAUGGACAAUUGGCUGAGACUCUAUGUCGAUCAGAUCUUAUACGUUUGUGUACUUUUUUUGGCAAACGAAAAACAAUUGAAGUUAUUUGUGGACAUUUAACAACACUAUUGAGUCAACCUAAUUGGCGUUUACGCGCAGCAUUAUUCGAUAGUCUUGUUACUGUUGCAUCAUAUAUUGGACUUGAAAGUGAAUUAUUUAUUUUACCAUUACUCAAUCAAGGAUUACUUGAUGACGAAGAAUUUGUUGUUUAUCGAGUAUUGAAAGCACUUGCUUGUUUUGUUCGUUUAUCAUUAUUAAAACGGAAAACAGUUUAUGAAUUUCUUCGACAAGUUGCACCACUUGUUUGCCAUCCAAAUCUUUGGCUUCGAUUGAGUGUUAUUGAAUUUAUUAAUAGUAUUUGUGAAAAGUCACAUUUAGCUGAUAUACAUGGAUUUGUUAUACCGGUGAUCGAACGAUUCUUUAAAUUUCCCAUUGUUCAAGUUGGCAAUCCUGAGAUAUUAUACAAUGCAUUGAUCGAACCAUUAUCACGUGAAUUAUUUGAAUAUGUUCAAAAAAUUCAACCGAAUGAAAAUUUAUUUCGACAUUUUAUUGAUCGAUCAAAUAUUCGACAAAUGACAGGUAAUGGACUGAAACCAGCCUAUAUUCAACCAACUGAUGCUGUUGUACAUGAAGCCUUUGCUAAAUUAACUGAAUUAGGAAUGAAAGAAUUCGAUGAAGACAAAAUUUUAGCAUUGAAAUUUUUCGUUAAACAAACAUCACAAUACAGAUUAAAUAUAAGUGCGUCAACUGAAUCAACAACACGUCCAGGUACUGUUAAUAUAAAAGUUUUACCAGCACAACGACUUGAUUCAAAUCUGAAUAUAAAUCGAAAUAGUAAUGACAACUACUCAGCAAGAAAUAUUAAUAAUGAAAGUUCGGAUUGGUCGGAAAUGUUUGGAGGCGUAACAAUGCAAAUUUCCAAUCAAGUAGAAAAUCUUCCAUCGAACUUAACAGCCAGCUCAAAUGAUAAAACACCGAAUGAAAACAACGAUGAAAAUAUGUUAGUUGAUACAGCACAAUAUCAAUUACCAUCAACAGAAAACAUAACACAACAUCGACCAGUUCUUAUUCGAGAUCCAGCAUCAAGAAUAACACGAACAGGACUUCGAUUACAAUGUUUAACUGAAAAACAUAAUUUACUGUUAAAACAUGACGCUAUCAAUCGUGAAGAUUGUCAACGUGAAAAAUUACUUAAACAUAAUGUACCAACAAAUGUUUAUGAAAUAGCUGAUCCAAAAUUUUGGACACCACAAGGAACUCUUCUCGGUCAUAUUCAUUUACAUAGUGGGAAAAUUACAAGAUUAACAUCAAGUCUUGUCUCUCCAUCGACGAAUCAUACACAACUGUUUGCUACUGGUGAUGUAAAAGGAGCGAUACGACUCUGGGAUAUAAAUCAAUUUCAAAAAACCCUUAUCUUCCGACCAACACGAGCUAUUCGUGCAAUAGGAUCAUCUAUUCAAGGUUUAGCAUUCACGUCGGAUAAUGGUUUAAAUCUUGCUUCUUUAAGCGAAAAUGGGCAAUUGAAUAUAUAUGAUCUUAAUUCUCCUACAACAGAUAUUCGUGAAUCAUUUUAUCAUUUCAAAAUGAAUGUUGAUGAUGUUGGUGUACCCGUCGAUUUGAAAUAUUUUAAUACUGGUUCACAAGAUAUUUUAGCAUUAGCUACAUCACAAGGUUUAAUUGUUGGAAUUGAUACAAGAUGUUCAACGCCUGUUUUUCGCUUUAAAAAUGAUUUAAAUCAUCGUUUAAUAACUGCACUUGAGGUCGAUGAACUUCAAUCGUGGUUAGCAGUAGGCACUGGUAGUGGAUUUAUUGAUGUAUGGGAUAUGCGUUUUCAAUUGUGUAUUCAAGGUCUAAGGCAUCCAACAGGUGCACGUAUAAUUACUCUACUUCGUCAUCAAGAUCAGCCAAGUAGUUUAAUAAGUUCAUUUCAAGGUAACAAUGAAGUAGCUAUUUGGGAUAUUGCUAAACCUCAAAUGCGACAAAAAGCUUUCUGGCCAUCGCCAGUAGCCCCACUUUCGUUAACACAGUCGUUAAAUCAUUACAUUGCAGCAAUGUAUUUAUGGAAAAAUGAUGGAACUACAUCAUUGCUUUGUGCUGGAACAGAUAUGCGUAUAAGAAAUUGGAAUUUAACACAACCAAUUCGAUCUUAUAUUGUAUGUCGUGGACCAGCUGACGAUGAUGCUUUAACUGCUCGCUAUCAACCUAAAACUAUUGAUGGUACUGAAGUUACCAUUGAAGAAUAUCAUCGACGUAAACAUCCGUCUUCACCACCACCAUCAUCAACACAAUUAAUAAAUACAGCAGCAGCACUACCACCGUCUGGGCCAUCGACAACAACAGAAAUCAAAACAACAAAAUCCAGUGCAAACAUUCCUCCUGCACAUACUGAUACAGUUACAUCAAUGCAAUUAGUUAUGUCAAAAGAACGUACGCCUUAUUUGAUAACUGUUUCAUGUGAUGCUGUUGUUAAAAUAUGGAAAUAA
Molecule: messenger RNA, 4155 nt
Organism: Rotaria socialis
Lineage: Eukaryota; Metazoa; Rotifera; Eurotatoria; Philodinida; Philodinidae
Source: the annotation of a GenBank genome assembly